This is a messenger RNA of Thalassophryne amazonica, 7576 nucleotides long. RefSeq names its product AP2 associated kinase 1b (gene aak1b). Gene Ontology annotation, biological process: protein phosphorylation. NCBI's taxonomy places the organism in Eukaryota, Metazoa, Chordata, Actinopteri, Batrachoidiformes, Batrachoididae. Bases 806 to 4165 code for a protein of 1119 amino acids. Gene Ontology annotation, molecular function: ATP binding; protein kinase activity. The transcript is spliced from 20 exons. The record is from RefSeq and is a predicted model, not a curated record.
UCAACAGCAAGCAACAGCUAGGAUGUUGCGAUAUCGCUGGCAGCCUGAGAUUGCUGUGUUUGCAGCACGGAUUAAAGGCAGCUGGCUGGAUGGAAAGCUCUUCGUGAUGUUUCGUUAGAUGUCAUACUGUGCGGUUUAGCGUUUGCAGAAGGCGUUGGCUUUAUAUUAUUGUCGAGUCUGCGGUUGUUUUAUUUUGCUACGCGCGGGAGGGGGAAAAAGAGACUUGCUCACGCUAAUGUGUUAGCUCACGAGAGGGAAAACAGUUAAAUGGCACCAGUUAUGUGGGGGUAAAAUGUUUGUUUCUCUUAAUUGAGGAUGGGAAAAACAUUUCUGUUAUCUGACGAGUCACACGUCGUUUCAGCGCAGUGGAAAACGAUAUCUUCAGAGGAUAACCUGGAUAACCUUACGCGACAUGCUGUAGCGCGUAAGUAGCUAGCACUUAGCUAGCUGGACGAGAUGGAGAAGGAACUAAUGUCACCAUCGUCAUCCUCGGCAGUCGUCCACGAAGAGCUGGGUGGAUAACUGAACAGUUUCUCCCGAGAUGAUUGCCUCCUGUGGCGUGUAAGUCACUUACAUAACAGCGAGCGGCUGCAGCUAUCACUUACUGGCUUGUGUUGGCAAUCAAAUGGGGAAUUUGCCAUCACAAAUUUGGCUCGUCUCGUCUUAUAAGUGACAUAUACUGAGCCGUCUUCUCGGUUCGGUUCUGAUUUUGAUCACUCUUUACCCAAUCAGUUCAAUUGUGUGCACUGGAAACAAGCAGUGCAUCCCCGUGUUUCAAGCCAUAAGUUCUGUCGUUUUGGACACAAUGAGGAAGUUCUUUGAUUCUCGUCGGGAGUUGGUCAGUUCUGGGCCUGGUUCUGGAGGAGGAGGUGUAGGAGGUUCUGGUUCCAGCCAUGCAGGAGGGAAUUUCAUUGGACGAGCCUUUACAGUGGGGCGGCACCAAGUCACUGUCGAGGAGAUAAUUGCUGAAGGUGGUUUUGCUAUUGUGUUCCUUGUGCGAACAAAUCAAGGAGUACGUUGUGCCCUGAAGAGGAUGUAUGUCAACAAUGAGUAUGAUUUGCAGGUGUGCAAACGUGAGAUUCAAAUAAUGAAAGACUUAGUGGGUCACAAGAAUAUUGUUGGUUAUUUGGACUCCAGUAUCACAGCCAUAGGAUCACGGGAUGUAUGGGAGGUUUUCAUACUCAUGGACUACUGCAAAGGUGGACAGGUGGUGAACUUGAUGAAUCAAAGACUGCAGACUGGAUUCACCGAAGCUGAGGUCCUGCAGAUCUUCUGUGACACGUGUGAUGCUGUUUCUCGCCUGCACCAGCGGAAGACACCAAUCAUUCACAGAGACCUCAAGGUGGAGAACAUCCUCUUGCACGACAAGGGUCAUUAUGUGCUAUGUGACUUUGGCAGUGCUACAAACAAGUUUCAGAGCCCGCAAACGGAAGGUGUGGCUGCUGUGGAGGAAGAAAUCAAAAAAUACACCACUUUAUCAUAUCGUGCACCUGAGAUGGUUAACUUGUACAACAAUAAGAUCAUCACAACGAAAGCAGAUGUCUGGGCGCUGGGCUGUUUGCUGUACAAGCUGUGCUUCUUCACUCUGCCCUUUGGCGAGAGCCAGGUCGCCAUCUGUGAUGGCAGUUUCACCAUUCCAGACAAUUCCCGUUACUCUUACGAUCUUCAUUGUCUUAUCCGGUACAUGCUGGAGCCGGAACCAGAGAGAAGACCAGAUAUCUUCCAGGUUUCCUACUUUGCUUUUAAACUUGCUCAACGGACGUGCCCUGUUCAGAAUGUGAAGAAUUCUCAAAUCCCUUCUAAACUUCCUGAGCCAAUCAAAGCUAGCGAGGCUGCUGCAGUAAAGAAGAGCCAAACACAAACCAAGCCCAGACUGACUGAUCCAAUUCCCACCACUGAAACCUCCAUCACUCCUCGGCAGAGGCCAAAAGCAGUCCAUACUCAGCCGGCUACUGGCAUUUUACCCAUACAGCCUGCAGCUCUCACCCCUCGAAAGCGGGCUAACCUCCCUGCUGGUGCAGCACAGCCUGUGGGAGUGAGUUUGGACCUCUCCCAACCAGCUGCAGCUCUCCAGUCACAGAAAGCACAGUCUUCAGCUCUGCCACCUAUCCAGUCACAAAACAAUUCUAGUCAGCCUACAGCUCAACAGAAGCAGCAAUUACAGCCAUCUGUACCUACAGGAGCAGAAAUCACAACCACAGAGGCAGUUGUGUCACCAGUGACAAAGGCUGACUCCCAGCCACAAAUGCAAGCACAGCCAACCGCUCCACAACAGGUCACAUCUCCGUCUUUGGGCACCAUCACACCACAGCAGGCAGCACAACCUCCACCGAGCCAUGCCGCACCACAACGCCCGGCUCGACGUAAGCAAGCUGGCCAGGCUCAGCAGGCAGCAGUCCAGCUUUCACCCAUCAAACCGGCAUGUGGUCAACCGCCCGGAUCUCAACAGCAACCUGCUGUCCAGCCGCCAGUCACUCAGCUGUCAUCUGUCCAGGUUCAGUCCAUCUCCACUGAGAUUAGCCAAAAAGCAGCUGAGAUGGAUAAGAUGACUCCACCUGCUUCUCCAAAGAAAACUGAAGAAGAAACCCAUCAGUCCAGUGACAAUAUACCAAGUACUGGUAGUAUUGCUGUAAUUCCAGAGAGUGACCUGUCACCACAACCACAAGGAGCUAAUGGAGACAUUGCGCUCAAUCACUCACCCGUUACGUCUCAGCUGAACACGAGCCUCUCUCGCCCACUCGGUGAUGAAGGACGGGAAAGAAGCCCUGAAACUGAUGUUCCCACCAACGCCCCCACACAGUCUACAUGGAAUCCAUUUGAUGAUGACAACUUUUCCAGCCUCCCUACAGAGGAACUUAAACCUGAGAAACAGCAGAAUGACUUGCAUUCAGAAACUGAUAUAACAACAUCUGAAGAGCUAAUACCAGGCUUGCAGGCUUCUGCUGUGGAAAAUGCACCUCACCAAGCUGCUGAAAGCCCAUCAUCCAUCCUUGAUUUGGAUUCAGGAGCAUCCUUAUUGGCUGUGCCACAUCCUUUCCAUACCCUCGAACUGUCAGAAGCUCCAGAGAAGCUGAUUGAAGGCCUCAAAUCUCCAGACACGACUUCACUCAUGCUUCCUGACCUCUUGUCAUUGUCGGAUCCCUUUGGUGGCUCUGUGGAAGAGUCUGUAAAAGAUCCACUCACUGCAGAUGACUCUCUUCUCGGCUACUCUUUAAUAUCGGCUCCUCCACCAGGGAGCAGUGCCACCUCGUCUCUGUCCUCUGCUCCCACCUCUGCAGCUUCUGCCUUCGAUGAUUUCAGCCUUUUGUCUGGAGACUCUGCACAGCCCAAAGCAGACUCUUCUCUCCUGAUCUCAGACUUUGAGCCCCAUCAGACCUGUGCAGAGGCUGGCACAGAGGAUGAGUUUGAUCCUAUUCCUGUCACAGGGCGAAAGAAUUCAUCUUCUCAAGACCUGCAGAGGGCGCUCAACAGCAGUGUACUGCCAGCUACUGGGCCUGAUGCCCUUUUGCAGUUCAUUGAAGACAAACGCCCGAGGACUCAGAAGGAGCCCGCUGUAUGUGUUGGCACAAAACACGUGCCAUCACAUGAAAGGAGCACGCACCACCAAGCGAUACCAACCAGUUCCACCAGCCUGCAUUUUAUACCUGUCAAACAGUUAUCCCAGGACCAGCCACCAAACAAACCAGUCACAGCUGAUGUCUUCCAGCUGGCCCCUUUUAGAGUUCCAGGAAAAGAAAGCAAAAUGCCUCACGGCACCUCCUCCUCGCUUUCUUCUCCCAAAUCCAGUGAGUCGACUGAUGUUUUCCUCCAGGCGCCAUUUGGAAAGAGGCAGGGACCUACCAAAACUGCUUCCACCAGCGCUCAUAUAUUUACAUCUGGAACACAGCAGAUCCAACCUGGCAACCAGAUUCACCUUGGUUCUCCUCUUGUUGCUCCUCAGUCUUUUGGUAUUCAAGCCCCUUUGCUCUACUCAGAGUACAAGGAGACUCCUAUGCUCCAGCAGCCGGUGGCAGUGCACCGGGUCGUCUCCAGGAUUGGGCAGCAAGCUGCUAUCAGCUCUGUAGCAGUGGGACCUUUGCAUUCCUGGACCAUUGGGGGCAGAACUCUAGAUGACCCAUUUACUGCUGCACCUUUUCAACCCAGAUGUUUCCAAGAGAAACCUUGAAUAUAUCAAACCUGAGCUAACAGCCAAAGCAGAGUUCACUCACACAGAUGUCUAUGUUUUGAAGUACUUUAACUCCUUACUGCAGUAUAAACGUGACUAUGUUGUUUACUGAUCAUAAAACUGCCUUAGUUCUACCUCAUCUGAAGGUCCAAGGUUCAGCACUUUACAAGCAGUUACAGCCUGAAUGUCAUCAAUAGGUUCUUCAGGACAUCAUGAAAUCUUACUAAUUAUGAUUCACAGCGUGAUGUUGAGUAUUUCUGAAAUGCCCACUCUGCAGGUUUUUUUUUGUUUUUUUUUAAAGUUGUUUUAAACCAUGAAAAUCUGUUAUAGUCAAACGUAUAACACUGACGUCUGGAUGGAUAAAGUGUUUUGUCUUUUGACCUCAACUAAUCAUAAUUGAAAUGUGGGCUUGUUUUGUGCAAACGUUUGUAAAUAUGACUAAAAUAUAAUAGUAAAAAUAAUAAUGGCAUUCCAAAGCAAAAUAUUUUUGGAAUGAUAGUUUACAGUUUUUAUUUGUUUAUUAUUAGCAUAAAUCCAGACAUUUAUUUGAUGUUGUGGCAGUACUGGCAGUCUGUUAUAGAUAUGAUUCUCACAACAGAUGAUUUUCUUUUUUUUUUUUUCCUCUUUUUUCUCUCUUCCUGAAUAAGAUUGACAAUAUUAGAAGCAGGUUUCCACAGUGUUCUGAGGAUUAAUUGUGCACUUAACGAUGACAUUUAUGAUAACUGCUAUAUGUUGACCUCAGGAGGGUAUUGACUGAUUUUUGUGCUUUUGAUUUCUUUUUCUGAUCUUUCCAAGAGGAUCAUGAGUGCCAAGAGUACUAUCUGUUCUCUUCAUCCUUUGUCAUUUUGCAUGAUGAUGGAAUUUUGGCAUAUUUUGAGGCUUGGUUAACAAAAUAUUUUAAGUCAGCAGUUGUGAAACCUCUUCCUAAGAGAGCAGGCCUGGACCCAGAGAGCUUAACAAAAUAUAGAUCCUGUGUCUAAUUUGUCACUUUUAUAAAAAAAAAAAAAGUGAAUAUUGUUUCUGAUCAAUAUUGAAAUAUCUGUCUGAAAACAACUUAGAGCCAUCGCAGUCUGUCUUCAGAGUGUUUCACUUUGUUGAAACUGCACUCACCCAGGUGGUGAAUAUAUGUUCAUUAAUAUGAGUUCAAACUGCAUCACUGUUAUUGUUUCUGGACCUCAGUACUGCAUUUGAUAGUUUACGAGUAUCACAGUGUCCUGUUGAAUAGGCUUUAGAAUUAUUUUGGCAUCUCUGGUAAAGUGCUCUACUGACUGAGGUCAUAUUUUUGGGUCAAUCCCAGUGUGUUGUUUUCAGCAAUGAGACAUCUGAAUUUGAUGCUGCUGAACAUGGUGUCCCUCAGGGUUUGGUUCUUGGUCCAUAGUUAUUUUCCCUGUAUGUUGCACCUUUUGGGGAAGGUCAUUCAUGGGUUUGGGCUGAACUUUCAGUGUUCCACAAACAAUUUGCAGUUAUUUGCCAUAGAUUGCUAUAGAUGGGUCUAAUAUUGCCAUUAUUUGCAAAGCUGAGACCUGUCUGGUUGUGGCAAAAGUCCUGAUGUCAAUUAACUUCUUAGUUUUCAACUCAAACAAAACUGAGAUGAUGCUCAUUGGGCCACCAAAACUGAGAAAUCUGUUUGAUCAAAUCAAUUUUUCAUUUGGUGUUACAGUUGAUGAGUCUUUCUUAUUAGAGCCGUGAUGAGAGUAGCAUUUUUUUAUUUGCAAAAUAUUACAAAGAUCAGACCAGUUUUGUCUUUGGUUAAUGCAAAGGUAUUGAUCCAUGCUUUUGUGUCAUCCAGAGUUUUUUUUUUUUUUUUUUUUUUCUUUCUUAAAGGAGAAAAUAAAAUUAUGCAGUUGUCCCAGAUAUUUAUGCUAGCAGUUUAAAAUAUUGGUCAUCAGUCCACAGAUAGAUGUUUAUCUCUUUUAAAGUAGGUCAUGAAGCGUAACUUUGAAGGCACAAUUGCCCACGUAGCUGCAUAUCCCUUAUUUGUGUUGGAGUUCCUUCUGCACAUCUAGCUAUGGCGUAGCUGCCUAUCCCACAUUUGUUUCCACUUUGUUUGUUCUUCAACUUGAUGUGGCAGCUAUCCUACAUCAUCCACUGUGGCAAUUUACCACAGAUGUACAGUAUUAUAACCAGUAUUAUAUUAACUUAAUGUUAUAACUAGAAAGGGCUGAAACAAUAACAAAACAAAAAUGAGAGAAGAUUUUGAAGAAAACACUGCGGGAUUGUCCAGAAUCAUGACAUCAUAUGACUCCCUCAGUGGACACAGGAAAAUACGACAUAUAGUGAUACUACAAGUUGAUGUGAAAUUUAAGAAUGUUGAAUAACUAAACACUGUGUUUGUAUUCUAAGCUGCUUGUAAUGCAGGUUUUUGUCUCAAACUCAAGGUGUGGAAAACGUUUAAGGGUAAUUUCAUGCUUGGCUGCAUCAUUCUGUGCCGACUCACAGGCUAAAACUACAACAAUGCUUCCACUGCCCCAGUACACCUUUGAUUAGUCUUACUCUGACAAGAAAUGUGACCAUAGCUUUCAAAAAGAUUCUUGGCCACUGGUCUCAAGCAUUUUUCAAUGUUAUCUAUCGGAAAAAAAAAAUCAAUGAAGUAGCCUUCUCCACUGUUAGCUGUACAGUACUCAUUAUGUCAGGUCUUACCAGGGGUAUGUUGGUUUAAAACUCAAUUUUCCUUCUUGUUGCCAUUUUUUUAUGAACUACAUCAGUAUUAUAAGAUUUUUUUUUUCUUAGUCUGAAGUGAUCUGUUAGGUUUUUGUGUCAGCUUUGAUUGCAGCAACUUUGAAAGAAACAUGUUAUUUCUAGUUCCAAAUCUGUCACAUUUUAGGGCAGUUUCCCAUUGAGGAUUUUUAAUAGAUUAUUUUUGGUUGUGAUUAUUAUCUCCAUAAUAUGAAACUCAUGAAAAACACGUCACGGUCUUCAACAGAAGACGGUUUUCUAGAUGCUAAUAGAGAUGUUUUAGCUUUUUGCAGAAGCGUGGGGAAAAUGCGGAAGUAGUAUUUUGCACAUGCGCAAAAACAAUCAUGGGACUCAGGUGUAUUUGGCAAUAAUCAGUUAUACUCGUAUGUAAGCAGAUAUAACAUAGUAAGUAGGUUAAAUGAAUUUUCUCCUUUUUUUUAAAGGCUCCAUUUUCCUUAAUUUUGAAAUUGGGGCAAAAAAAUCAGCAAUGGGACACUGCUCUUAAGAUCAAGUGGCAGAUAAACUAACAUUUCACCAAAACUUAUAGUUAAAUUCUUUAAAGAGCUUGAAAAAGUUCAUAUUAAUAUAGUAGAUUUUGUUUUAGAAUCAGGCAUAUGUAAGAACUUCUGUUUUGCCUUUGCUAACUGUGUUUUUCCUUUCAUAUAUUUUCAUUUGUUCCACACCAUCAAGAUAUUAAAAAUGGUGAUUUUUAAAAAUAUAGAGUAUUUUAUUAAA